AUGGGCUUGUUUUCAUUCGACAGCGGCAAGAAGGAUUCUCAACCCCCUAACACCCGGUCGCAGCGGAAGCUGUGCUGGGAGUCCAGGGACGUGUUCUUCCAGUGUCUGGACAGAGCCAAUGUUCUGGACGCCACCGACCCCAAGAACGGCAAGAUCAUAGGUGCCCAGUGUCCGGCGGAGAACAAGAAGUUUGAGGAGAACUGCGCUCACAGUUGGAUCAAGUACUUCAAGGAGAAGCGGAUCACCGACUUUCGGAGGGAGGAGGCCAUCAAGAAGAUCGAGCAGGAAGCCCAGCAGAGGGAGCACAAGCAAUGA
This is a messenger RNA of Saccharomyces eubayanus, 315 nucleotides long. It is a transcript of the gene COA6, whose product is annotated as Coa6p. The transcript has a single exon. Gene Ontology annotation, cellular component: respiratory chain complex IV; mitochondrial intermembrane space; mitochondrion. NCBI's taxonomy places the organism in Eukaryota, Fungi, Ascomycota, Saccharomycetes, Saccharomycetales, Saccharomycetaceae. The record is from RefSeq and is a predicted model, not a curated record. The coding region runs from base 1 to 315 and encodes 104 amino acids. Gene Ontology annotation, biological process: mitochondrial respiratory chain complex IV assembly.